Messenger RNA from Trypanosoma cruzi, 1698 nucleotides. RefSeq lists its product as uncharacterized. The transcript has a single exon. Lineage: Eukaryota; Euglenozoa; Kinetoplastea; Trypanosomatida; Trypanosomatidae. Bases 1 to 1698 code for a protein of 565 amino acids. Gene Ontology annotation, biological process: protein phosphorylation. Gene Ontology annotation, molecular function: ATP binding; protein serine/threonine kinase activity. The record is from RefSeq and is a predicted model, not a curated record. Gene Ontology annotation, cellular component: cytoplasm.
AUGGGUGAGGAAUGUCAUUCGUUACCGCUCGAUGUUAGUGAUCGCUGGAUGCGGCGGUGUGGCGUGCGGGAAAUAAUCAAUCAUCUCAUCAUGGACCUCGUCACUGCGCACCCGGAGGAUGUCAUGGGGUUUAUUCAUGAGUGGAGUGCGCCCCGGCGGACGGGUGGGCCCACGCACACCGGCACCUCUUGCCCUGAGGGUGCGCAGCGAGAAGAAGCGGUAUCGAGUGAGCGGAAGCAGAGCCAUUUUUCUGAAGAGCCGGCAAGUUUUGAAGAAGACAAGGGUUGCGUCGAGGAUGAAAAUAAGGACGCCGGUGCGAGGUUGGUCCGUGCAACAGAACCGACGGUGCAGGAGCUAAGUUCGAUUUACCCCGAUCCAAGAGGGUCUCCUUUUACCCCUCUGCUGAGUGAGGAGGAGUUAGAAACCUACUUUCGCCGCAGCUGUCCUGUUUCUUUGGGCAAAAACAGCUUGGGCAUAUGUCUUGGUCGUGGCAACUAUGGUUUUGUGAUUCCCGCCAUAGUUAAAUCCGAGGCGAAGGAGGGGGCGGAACAAAAAAAUGAAAACGAAUAUCAGAGCGAUACAAACGCUCUCUCCGGUGUAGGAAAUGGUCGCCUGGUCGCUAUAAAGGUUAGUCGUAUACAGGCGGUUUGGUCACUGGACGAGGCUGAAUCCCUGCGCCGCGUGACGGUAUGUCGACAGUCCUUGGAAGACGAGGUGCAAAUGCUGCAAAAGGAACUAAAUGCGCUUCGUGACGCCGAGGCAAAUGAUGCCCUGCAGUCCCAACAGGAAGAGCAGCAGGCGGCACACCCAGGAUGCAAUGUUUCAAUGAGCCUUCUUGAGUCCCGCCUGCAUGCUCAGAGUUUCUUGUUGCAAGGGGCUCGACUUGUGACCAGUCUUGUUGGGGAUAUCAUGUACGAUGUUAAGAGGGAUGCUUUUUGGUUUCCGCUUGAAUUCUAUCCCUCUUCACUGAGGGAAUGUAUCCAGGCUCGUAGCAAACUCUGCACCGGCUCCCCCCCGUCCGACUCUUCGUUCCCCGACAUUUCCUUAAACGACUUGGGUGAGACGGUCAUGGCGUUGCUUUUUUCCGUGCAGGAAAUUCAGCAUGUGGCACGCAGCCUCUGCCGUGCGUUACAGUUUCUUAAUGCCUCCUGUUCUCUUUGUCAUCUGGACGUAAAGGUCGAUAACAUCCUCCUUUCCACCCCGUGGGUCCCCGGUGGGCCGGAGUUGGGCAAGGCCAAUUCACCGCCUGCGGGGGAGUUAUCUGGCGCCCAAAGCAAUACCGCAGUGCCAACGCUGCCCCAAGUUGUGUUAGGCGACCUUGGACUUGCACAGCCCCUUGAUGCCCCCAUCAUGCAGCUUGGGGACUUUAGCACCAUGGCACCGGAGGUCUAUUGGGCCUCCGAUUGUGGCAAUGCAAACUACGCGGCAUACCGCACAUCGGUAUUUUGCGCAUCCAGCGACAUGUGGAGUGUCGGGUGUGUUUUGCUGCAAAUGAUCAAUGGACUUGAGUAUAGCUCAUGGGGGGCGUCGGACAUGUUUGCUGCGUUGGAGGAAAACUACGUGUCGCCUGCUCUUCGGCACCCAGAAGUGUGGCCGAUGGAAUUGAAUGACUUCAUCACUCGGUGCUUUGAACGUGACCCGCGACGCCGUAUGCAUGCUGGCGAUGCACUUCGUCACCCAUUUUUGCUGUUUCAUUAG